AUGACUAAAGCGAUGUUUACGCUGCAAGGGAUCUUGAACUGUAUCUCUAUAAAAGCUGCAAACGCUCGUGUGCUGUCUAGAUGCACCAAUCAGGCCAAGCGAGUCCCUGACCGCCUUACCGCAUCUGGAUUAGCGGUGAGCACGCCAUCACAUCUUUCUUCCAAAUUUCCCUCCAUCACCGCCUACGGAGAUGUCAGAGCAGGUAACCUUCAAGCACAGAAGCUUCUCAACACCACCACAAUGGGUCACCACCGCGAAUCAUCCUCCAGCUCCAACAACGAGUCUGGCUAUGCAUCUGGCUCUUCCUCAGCCGACCCCUCCCCCUCUAUCAUCCUCACAAAAGCACAUCUAAAAUUCCUCAACUCAACCCUCAACACCCUCACCCCCCUCGAGAUCCUCCGCUGGUGCAAGCUCACCUUCCCCUCGCUCUACCAGACCACCGCCUUUGGAGUCUCCGGCCUCGUCACCCUAGACAUGCUCUCGAAACUACAAACCGAGACCCCGUCCGCACCUAGCAUCGAUGCCAUAUUCCUCGACACACUGUACCACUUCACCGAGACGCUCGAACUCGUCGAGAAGACCAAGCAACGCUACCCCAACGUAAACCUGCACGUCUACAAACCCGAAGGCGUAUCCACAGCCUCCGAGUUCGAAGCCAAGCACGGAUCAGAACUCUGGAAAACAGACGCCGAUCUGUACGACUGGGUAGCCAAAGUCGAGCCUGCGCAGCGCGCAUACUCCGACCUAUCUGUUGCAGCCGUGCUCACCGGGCGUCGGCGGUCUCAAGGCGCGAAGCGGGAAUCGCUGGACAUUAUCGAGAUCGACGAGGCGGGCCUGAUCAAGAUUAACCCGCUGGCUAGCUGGAGCUUCGCGCAGGUGCAAGAGUAUAUCCGCGAGAACGACGUUCCGUACAACGUGCUGCUGGACCGGGGGUACAAGAGCGUGGGCGAUUGGCAUAGCACGGAGCCGGUGCGCGAGGGCGAGGAUGAGCGGGCGGGGCGCUGGAAGGGACAGGCGAAGACGGAGUGCGGGAUUCAUAAUAAGCGGAGCAAGUACGCGCAGUAUCUGUGGGAGGUGGAGCAGAAGGCGCAGAGGGAUGAGUUGGAUGCGAGACUGGGAAAGAUUGAGAUUGGGGAGGAGAAGGAAAGGGUUGGGGAGGUUAGUGUUGCGGCGUGA
This is a messenger RNA of Lachnellula hyalina, 1176 nucleotides long. RefSeq names its product Phosphoadenosine phosphosulfate reductase (gene sA). Gene Ontology annotation, cellular component: cytoplasm. Bases 1 to 1176 code for a protein of 391 amino acids. Gene Ontology annotation, molecular function: phosphoadenylyl-sulfate reductase (thioredoxin) activity. The record is from RefSeq and is a predicted model, not a curated record. The transcript has 2 exons. NCBI's taxonomy places the organism in Eukaryota, Fungi, Ascomycota, Leotiomycetes, Helotiales, Lachnaceae.